Podarcis lilfordi (Lilford's wall lizard) is the source of this 34009-nucleotide messenger RNA. NCBI's taxonomy places the organism in Eukaryota, Metazoa, Chordata, Lepidosauria, Squamata, Lacertidae. The record is from the annotation of a GenBank genome assembly.
AUGGCGGUGGUCAUGAAGCCUGUCUUUCAGACAUUCACCUUGAAUGAAAACAACCCUGGGGUAUCUUACACAACCUUAGGGCACGUCCAGGCUGUCACACUUCUGCAGAAAGAACAGCGAAUGGAAAACUAUGGUGAGAAAUACAGGAAAACAACUAUUUGAUGGUGAUAUCAUAUAACCUCUGUGCACAUUUCGCAAAGAGAAAUUUAUUUACGUUUUAAAAAUGACCACACCACCAUUUAAUAUAAUAAAUUUCUCUUAAGUGGUUUGCGUAAAUGAAAUAAAAGCACAAUGAUAUCAUUUCAUGCAGCUUCCUAAAAGCUAGAUAAAAAUACAGCAAAACAGUAUAGCACAGAUAAAACUGAGGUGUCCAAAAGGAAGUGUUAACUAUUAAGAGUCAAAAUCCAGGAAAGAUGAACAAACACAUAGGGUCCUUUCCAAGGCAGUGGUAAGUUAAAGUCACUUAGUGUGAUCAAGUUACUCCAGUGGAAUAUUGUUGUGCGAGAGGAUGCACAAGCAGGUUGCGUUUGUUUCACAAUGGCGUUGUGCAACACAGCGGAAGCUGUGUUGGAUUCCUGUGUUGUGCAACAUGAAAACUAACCCGGCUUUUAGCACAAAAGCCCUGGUGGUAGCAAGCAGAGAACUCUGAAUAAGCUCCAUACAUUUUAAAGAGGUGAGACUCUUGAGAGUCCCAUGGACUGCAAGAAGAUCAAACCUAUCCAUUCUUAAGGAAAUCAGCCCUGAGUGCUCACUGGAAGGACAGAUCCUGAAGCUGAGGAUCCAAUACUUUGGCCACCUCAUGAGAAGAAAAGACUCCCUGGAAAAGACCCUGCUGUUGGGAAAGAUUGAGGGCACAAGGAGAAGGGGAUGACAGAGGAUGAGAUGGUUGGACAGUGUUCUCGAAGCUACGAAUGUGAGUUUGACCAAACUGUGGGAGGCAGUGGAAGACAGGAGGGCCUGGCGUGCUCUGGUCCAUGGGGUCAUGAAGAGUCGGACAAGACUAAACAACAACAACAAUUUUAAAGAGGUGUUUCCAGGUCAUUACUCCACCACUGAGAUGGUUCCCUUCUGCAUUGUCCCCAAGUGACAAUCUGCUGGUUUUGGAAUGGCCAUCUCUGCAGGAGAUCUUUAAAUCUGGCUUGGUUUCUGUACUGGGGAGGUGGUCUGCCAAUCAGGACGUUUGCUCAAGAUAAACCUCAUCUGGAAGGGACCCCAGUUUCCCAAGGAAGAACUUGCUGCACUUGACAACAACAGAAGCAGAAAGAACUGGAUGAAUGUAAAUAAAGAGAGUCAGACCAAAAGAGAGGGAUUCUCCUGGGAGCUUAACAUAGGCAGCAUCUUUUGUAUGUAAAAGAUGUUUCAAAACAAGCAGGACCAAGUAAGCAAGUGAAACUGGCAUUAAUAUUUGUUGACAUUAUUAUUUUUCAGCGGGGUCAGUGCUGAGCAAAUGGAACAUCUUACUAGGAAGUCUCAGUGGCUGUCAAAGAGGGCUUUCCCAACAGCCAAAGUUAACAACCUGUUUAAGGGGGUCACUAAAUUAUGGGUGGUUAGCUGUCCAAACAGACAUCCAUAAUCCCUAAUGACUGGCUAUGUUGGCUAGGGCUGAUGGGAGUUAGAAUCCAAAACAUCCGUAGAACAUCUGAUUGGUUUCUCUUGCAAAUAAGCUGUCAUUAGCGGACAUGGUGAUAUGUUGUCGGUUUUGCAUUCGGAAUAAAAAGUUUAAGAUAAGAGAGAAUCCCAUGCCUCCCUUUGAAGAGAGAAAAGAGGAUACAGCGUUCUGGUUUCCAUCCCCUGCCUCCACCAAGCCUCACAUCCAUUGAUACGUUUCCCAGCUGGGCUAUAUGCAUCGGGCAGAUGUCAGCUCCCAGACACACAUCAAUCUGAAAACACAGUUCCCACCCCCGUGCCUCCAGGAUUUCAAGAUGAUAAAGGGUCUGGAAGCCAAGCGUGAUGAGGAGCAGUUGAGCAAGUUGGGUAUGUUCAGGCUGGAUAAGAUGAGAGGAGAUAGGAUAGUCAUCUUCAAAUAUCUAAUGGGCCGUUCCAUGGAAGAUGCAGCAAACUUGUUUUCUCCUGCUCCAGAGGGUAGGACCUGAACCAAUGGAUUUAAAUGUCAAGAAAAGAGAUUCUGACUGAACCUUAGGAAGAACUUUCUGAUGGUAAGAGACAGUGGAACAGAUUCCCUCGGAAGGUGGUGGACUCUCCUUCCUUGGAGGUUUUUAAGCAGAGGUUGGAUAGUCAUCUACCAUGAAUGCUUUAGGUGAGAUUUUUGCAUUUCAGAGGGUUGGACUAGAUGACCCUAUGGGUCCCUUCCAACUCUACAGAUUCUAUCUGGGAGUAUUAUCUGGGUGACAAUACCAAACGGCAGUCUCAUCCUGCCUGCCUGAUUCCAGAUCUCUUUAGCUAUACCUCCGUGACUAUGAGCCAAAGGGGGCUUAGAUAUGAAACAUUUUGAAAACUCUGAAAUCAGGAAUGCAAAGAGGUCUCUGCAAAAAAAAAAAAAAGCAAAAGCAAAAAGGGCUUUGAUCUGACACUGAGCACAAUUAAUUUCCCUCUUCCAUCUUCCCCCAAGUUCAGAGCAAUUUAAAAGGCAUUAUUUUUUCCCAGUGUCUGUAAAAUGGGCCCCAUUUGUCUGAGCUUUGGGGAACUUGACAGGUUUGAAGUGCUGUGAGAAAAAUGCAUGCAAAUUUCAUGCCAUUCAGACUGAAAAUACUGAAGUGUGCCUUCCAUUAAAUCUAAUGGAAAGUUCAUUAGAGGUUACCCCUUAUAUAAAUGCCUCUCAAAAUGGACACCCUUUGUCCAAUCUCUCUGACGUUUGGCAGAUAUGAUGCCCCGAGGGAGUAGUGCAAUCUCUGCAAGUAUCAUGCCAAUCAGUUUUUAAACUCUGAAGUUUUAGGUAGGAGAAAAUAGACCCAGCUAUAGGUCUAUUUGCAUCUUUCUUUGACUAGAUCCUGUGUUCUCAUGAACAUCAAACAACUCUUCAUACAGGUACCUGUAAGUGCUAUGCAGGACUUUAUACACCUGCAGGAUAACAGCUCCAGAAUUAACUCUGGGGCUAGUUUUCCUUUCAUUCACUGCAUGGGAGGAGAUAGGCCAAGAGGCGGGUAUGAAUCAGGCUGAUGAAGAGUCACAGGUGUCUCUCCCUCCUGCUGUGAAAAGUUCCCCUCCCCAAUUGUGUCUCAGAACCAGAAAAGGCAUGAAAAGAGUGGAGGAGAGGUUGGCUUCAUGCAGGUGUAGUCUCCGAUUGCUUGGGGAAAACCCUGGAGAGGCAGGAACUGUGGGGAGGUGGGGACUUUCAGACUCAGCAACUGAUCCAUGGGGCAAGACUUACUGAGGAUGAGCUGUUGUGCUCAUUAGGCUAAACACUCCAUCAAGUCUGUGCAAAUUGUGUUUUUGCUAACGGUUAACUCCAGCUUGAAAGGUGUGGUUGCUGCUGGCUUGCUCCUGUCAGCGGCAGUGGUUCUAGGAUGUGCCUGUAGCUCAGUGGCAGAGCGCCUGUUUCGUAUGCUGAAGGUCACAGGUUCGAUCCCCAAUGGCAUCUCCAGAAAUGGCUGGGAAAGAGACUGAGUCAGUAUAGACAAUAUUGAGAUAUACGGGCCAAUUGUCUGAUUCAGUGUAAGGCAGCUUCCUAUUUUCCUACAGUGACUGACAGUGGCUCUCCAUGAUUUCAGGCAGGGGGCCUUCCCAGCCCUACUUGCGGAUGCCAUUGGGGAUUGAACCCGAGACCUUCUGCACACACAGCAGAUGCUCUGCCGCUGAGCUACAACCCUUCCCCGAACACAGCAGGACAUGGCUCUCCAUGAUGCUUAGGCGCCCACAGCCCCAUCUCUGUAUCCCGGCCAGAGAAGGAGGAGCCAUCCUUUCUGACCAUGGUGUGACUCACGCUGCCACCUCUUCCAAAGCAGAAAAUUAGCCACAGGCUGGUUUUGGAUCGGGUGUGUCAAAACCUGGGACCUUCUGGCACACGGCACUCCUCAAGUAAUCAGAUUUCAUUUCGCUAAUAAUCUUUGCGCCCCUCACAUGCAACAACAGCCUGGGCGCCUUCCAUAGCCGAGCAAAGCAGCCUUAAUUCAAUUUUGCUCGGGAAGAAAUGUUCUCUUUGCAGGGCCAAGAGCUCGUCAUGCGCACUUCCGCAUGACAGAACUGUUUAUGUUCAGGUUGCAGCCCCAUUGGCGCAACCUAUUAUUUCAUGUGGAGCAAGAGAGAGAGAGAAGAAGAAGCAAGAUGAAUAUACCAGCCAAAUGGGUAGGAAACAAGCCUGCCACAGCUGGCUUCUGUGGCUCUGGCCUUAACAUGGAUUUAAAAUACAGGAAGCUGCAGGUGGGGCAUUUCAGGAUCUGGAGAUGAGAAGCAUCCAGGACAGUUGCAGAACCUUUUCCAGUUUGAGGGCCACAUUCCUUUCUUGACAGCCUUCUGAGGGCCACCAACUGGUGAUGGGUGGGACCAGAGGCAAAAGAUGGACAGUGUAACAAACACUGCCUUUUUGUCGAAAGGUAACAUUUUACCAAAACACAGCCAUCCUUUUUGAAAUCCACACUUCUUGACUUUUGCAAUACACUCCUCCAGCCAAAUAAUGUGUACAGUGGUACCUCGGGUUACAUAUGCUUCAGGUUACGUAUGCUUCAGGUUACAGACUCCGCUAACCCAGAAAUGGUGCUUCAGGUUAAGAACUUUGCUUCAGGAUGGGAACAGAAAUUGUGCUCCGGCGGCGCAGCAGCAGCAGAAGGCCCCAUUAGCUAAAGUGGUGCUUCAGGUUAAGAACAGUUUCAGGUUAAGAACGGAUCUCCAGAACGAAUUAAGUACUUAACCCGAGGUACCACUGUAUAAAAAUGCAAAUGCCAGAGUGAUGUGUGCCUAAAAGGUAAAGGUAAAGGUACCCCUGCCCGUACGGGCCAGUCGUGUCUGACUCUGGGGUUGCGCGCCCAUCUCGCUUAAGAGGCCGGGGGCCAGCGCUGUCCGAAGACACUUCUGGGUCACGUGCCCAGUGUGACAAGCUGCAUCUGGCGAGCCAGCGCAGCACACGGAAACGCCGUUUACCUUCCCGCUAGUAAGCGGUCCCUAUUUAUCUACUUGCACCCGGGGGUGCUUUCGAACUGCUAGGUUGGCAGGCGCUGGGACCAAGCAACAGGAGCUCACCCCGUUGCAGGGGUUCGAACCGCCGACCUGACGAUCGGCAAGUCCUAGGCGCUGAGGUUUUACCCACAAGCGCCACCCGCGUCCCGACGUGUGCCUAAUAAUGAAAAAAAUAAUAAGCAUACAAACAUAUUAGGGGAAAGUGCUUUGCAAAAAUGUGUUUAUCAGUAAAAAUUGCAUACCAAUAUAUGGGUAUUAAAGGAAAAAAUCACAGUUCUGAAAAACUUUCACAAAGACUUAAAAAGAAAACAACUCCAAACGUAUCUGGAAAUGUGGAGAACUGAACUUAAGAAGAGAAUUGUGGGCCACAUUCACACCAAACAGUGAAUGCACAUUCAUCCCCAAAGAAUCCUGGAAGCUAUAGUUUGUAAGUGCUCUCUGAUGGUGUUCCCCAUGUGCCUUAAAUGUGCUUUAAAUGUCUGGUGUGGGUGUGACCUGAGACAGAAACUGAAAUUGACAGAUCCGCCCAUUCUUUAGUGGAAUUCAAAAUGUUUGAGACGCAGAGCCUGAGCAGAACACAUCUGCCUUUGCUAUUGCUUAGAGGCACUUUUUAGUUAGACAGUUGUAUAAAAUACAUUUGUCUUCUUGUAAUUUCCUGUGCAUGGGCCAGUAAACAAACUGCUCUCCGGCAACAAGAGUCCACUGUAAUGCAAAGAAGGCAAAAACAAUCUCCCCCCGCCACCUUUUAUGUUAUUGCAGUAACCUUUAGUGAUCUCAUCUGUUUUUGUUCUUUUACUGUGCAAACAUAAAUCGAACCCGGUGCAAUCAGAGGCCGGUUAUUUAUUUCAAUGACAACUUUGCAAACAUUUCUCUCUCUUUCCCUUGGCCCCAUCGCACAGCAGAGCUGGGAAGGCCCUAGACAGGGGUAGCCCUGAAUCCUACAAGCCUUCCCAACUCCUGUUUUUCCAAACUCCUGGAAAAUCUGGGGGUGUUAGGGGAGGGGUAGUACCUCUGGUGGGGGACACGUCAUGCUCUUUCUGGGGUAGUUUGUCUACCUUUGGUCUUCACCCAGCACUCAGCUCUCACCUGUGGCUCCUAGAAGCUGGUAAAACAACAGCAAACAAACCUGUGGUCACGUAAAGCAUCCUCAAUAAACACACGAGACCUAACAAGCUGUGUUCUUAAAUAAAUAAGGUAUACUAUCAUUGUAUCAAAUGGAAUGGACACCAUUACAUGGAUGGACCUUAUGCAUGAACUGACUAGAGAAUGAUCUGAUCCACUGGAUUUUCUGCUUUGUUCGUUUGUUGAACUUUAUGAGCUACUUCUGUUGAAAUUUGAUACAAUGAAUAGUACAGUGGUACCUCGGGUUACAUACGCUUCAGCUUCAGGUUACAUAUGCUUCAGGUUACAGACUCCGCUAACCCAGAAAUAGUACUGUAAUGAGUAUGGGUUGCUCGUGCGUAAGUUGCCGCCUCUCCUGGCUUUGUUGCCUUGUUAAACCUUUCAGUCUGGGCAGCCCUUCACUUCGUGGCUGCCUCAGUCGCUAGCAGAAUCCGUCAGUGGGCGUUUCUUAAAUCUUUUCCAACAUAAAAGUUGUUUGACACCCAGUCUCCUCCUACUCUCUCUGCGCGGAAGUCUUCUGCGCAGGGAGGGCGUGGGUAGCGGAGGACCCAUGCUCUCCCCGCUGGUGUCCGGUGAAGAGUCCUGGAGCCCUCUCACCGAUUCCCCCAUCUGCCCCCCUUUAUCCCUGGUGUUGCGCUGAUUUGCUUCCCCAUCUGCGGAGCUGCCUCUCUCCCUGCUGGGCCCUUCUCCAGCAUCAUUUGAGAGCCUUCCCUCCGCCUCUAGCUCCGAUGUCAGUUCCCUGACAAGUACCUUGGGUUAAGAACUUUGCUUCAGGAUGAGAACAGAAAUCGAGCAGCAGUGGCGCGGCAGCAGCAGGAGGCCCCAUUAGCUAAAGUAGUGCUUCAGGUUAAGAACAGUUUCAGGUUAAAAAUGGACCUCUGGAAUGAAUUAAGUACGUAACUAGUGGUACCACUGUAUACCUUAUUUAUCUAAGAACACAGCUGGUUAUGUCUCGUGUGUUUAUCCUAGAAGCUGGCAGCAUGCAACAGCGACCACGCCCUGGGAAUGGCUUCAACUGGCCAGCUAAAUUAGGUGAGGGUAGCCGAUGGGUCUCAAAUCCUCAGUGAGUUGGGGACUUCCCAUGCAUGUGAAGACAGGCUCUGGCAGAUUGAGCAGAUGAGACCAAUAAUGGGUCCAACGUUCAAGAAGGCAGUUUCUGCACUUGCUGUAGAUCAGGGGUUGUCAACCUGGUCCCUACCACCCACUAGUGGGUGUUUCAGGAUUCUAGGUGAGCGGUAGGGGGUUCUAUGGCACAAGCUGAAUCCUCCAUCCAUCGAGCACUGAUGGGCGGUAAGGAAAUUUACCAUCAAGAAAGAUGCAUUAGUGGGUGGUUAGGUAUAAAAAGGUUGACUACCCCUGCUGUAGAUGGAAGUGAGGGGCAGAUGGGGCUUGUCAACCUGGGAAGGUAGCCCAUCUAGGAGAAGGAGAACUCUGGUUCUAAAUCUCCACCGCCUUGUGGGUUAUCUUCAGGAGAAGAAAAGUCAAAGGAGUAAACCCAACACAAAUCUGGAGUAGAGUCCCUAAGACGUUUGGCUGGUGCCUUGUAUGCCUCCUUCUGGCAACUCCUGCAGCCAAGCUGGUGCCGAACAUAUUGCUCUGCUUUCCUUUGGACCACACCAGCAAGGCCGAGAGGGGGGUCGUGUCAUCUGGGCAGCCCAGGGCCUCCAUACACACGGCUCAGGCUUUGGUGCUGCUAAUACAGUGGUACCUCAGGUUACAGACGCUUCAGGUUACAGACUCCAUUAACCUAGAAAUAGUACCUCGGGUUAAGAACUUUGCUUCAGGAUGAGAACAGAAAUCGUGCUCCGGCGGCGCGGGGGCAGCAGGAGGCCCCAUUAGCUAAAGUGGUGCUCAGGUUAAGAACAGUUUCAGGUUAAGAACGGACCUCUGGAACAAGUUAAGUUCUUAACCCAAGGUACCACUGUACAGUCGUUUGGCUUCACCCCCAGUAGCACACUCCAUUGUCUCUCAAGACAGACGGAUGCCAGCAACCUGGGGAAAAACAAUGGCUAGUGGAAAGCCCAUAUUUGAAUAGUAUGCACUUUGUGUUCUCUUUUCCACAAAAUACAUGCUCAAAAUGUAGAAGAGAAAUGUUUUGAUGUUUCCCAGUGCAUUUAUUCAUAAAAUAUGCAUUUUCUGUGCACAGAAAAGGUUGUACCCAAAGCUAAUCCUACUCAAAAUAGACCCAUUAAAAUGAAUGAACACAACUAACUUAGAUCCACUAAUUUCAAUGGAUUUACUCUUAGUAAAACAGAGUUGGAUUACAACCCAAACUCUAUUGCAGAUCUUGUAGUAUCUGACUGUGAGUUGUGUUCUGAUCUGCAGGCAGUUUUGGGAGCACUGGAUUGCUGUGAAAAGUUGCCUGAAUAAAUUCCUUCCCCAUUCCUAGGAGCGAUCCUGAUCAAAAUAAUUUUUGCAAACAUGUACAGGUGAUAGAAUAUGCAGGAAAAAAGAAACAGAAGUCCUGGAUGCUUAACUCUGAGCUGUGGACAAUAAUAGAAUAGAACAGAAACAAACAAACAAACAAACAGAAAAGCUUUGCAGUUGAACAGAGAGAUUUCUAAUUUUUAUAAAACAUUUGACUGCAGCCUAAGUGCUAAAUCUCUGCCACGAAUGCAAAAUGUGGUGCAGACUUUUGGAGUGCAUUUUCCAUCUGUGGGUGGGGGGGAAAUAACCUGAAAGAAGCGGGGUGUGCAAACCCAACUGUCUCAUGUUGACUGUCUCAUGCUGACAUUUUGGGGUGCUCCAUAAGACAUGAGGACAGCACCAUUGGGCCGAUGGGCUGGGGGCCCCCAGCAAAUGCCCAAACGUACCACCCUUUGCAGCUGGCCCCACUGAUCCCAGUGGUUCAGAACUAGGACCUCAGAAUAAGGUGAUUUUACAAGUUAUUCAACACGUGUGUGUGUUCCAGAGCACUGCCACUUAGCCUGCUGGCCGUUACAUUUUUUUCUGAUCGUCAAAAAAAAGUUUGCAUUUGCAUCUCCUCCUUUAAAGGGAUUUUAAAAGUCUCUGGUUUCCUUGCUGUCAGAGCAGGUUUUCCAUCUGUGUGGCUCAAUGCCACCCCCUAAGCUCUACACAAGGCUAUAUAAGAGACCCCAGCAGUUGGAAAACACUCAGAGCGGAUGUAUUUAGACAGGAGUCCAGAAGACGCAAAGAACUGGGAGCCUGGGGUAAGCUGCAACACUUAUUUCUCUUAGCACCUCAAACUUCUUAGAGCUUGACUAGGCAGAACAAAAUCUGAGCUUCUCCAUCAUUAAGUCCAUUUUUUAAAAUGGUGUGAGGUUGACUUUAUAUGCUGUUAUAUGCAAAAACCACUCACAUACAACAUGAUGAAACAGAGGCAGGGGUAGGAACCCGAAAUUCUAUUGCUGCUCGCUUGAUUUAGACUGUGCUUUAAUUUAUCUUGAUAAGUGGGAAGUUUCUUUAAGAACGGGUUAUAUAUAUCCUAAACACAUAAAAUGUGUUGUUGUUUUUAACCAUGGAACUGUUGAAUGCUUGGUUAAGUAGCAAGUUAGAAGCUUGUAAGAGGCAGUUGUGUCAGAGGAGCAGAGGACAAAUUGUUCUGCAGUGUGAAAACAGUGGAUUUGCAAGGCAGGUUCAUCAUGAUGCAAUGACUGGGAAAGUUGAAGGGACCACACCAGCCAGGACAGAACCUCUGAUUUAGGACAGGUUGUCCCUAAUUUAUUCACACCAUUAGGUCAGAGAAUUCAGGACUUGGAUAAAUUCCUCCCGAUUUUUCUCCAGCUAUCACUCAACAUUCAGAAUUUGAAAAAGGAGGGGAGCGUUAAUUUUCAAAGAUGUUCAAUAAAGAGCCACCGCCGUGAUCCAGGCAGCAUGAAGAGCUUCUCAUCUGGCGGAGAAAUGGAUGGAUGCGCCUAAGUCUCUGAUAUGAAGUCCUUUUGCUUUGCUUGGAAUGGAUGAUUCCCACCCCCCCUGCAAAAAACACCAAAACCAAAAAAAGUUCAGGCUUUAUUUAAUUGCAUUAAAAUGAAAUGUAUUGGCAAAUGUGAACAAGAGUUUUAGAAAGAAAGAAAGAAAGAAAGAAAGAAAGAAAGAAAGAAAGAAAGAAUUUUUUCAUUCAACCGUCUAAACUCUGUUUUGUUUUCAUCUUGGACAGACCUUCUUUAGACUUCAGAUGGAUUCCCCCACAAACAUAUUUACUUCAGAGGGAUCUGAAGGAGAUGUGUGGGAGGCAAUUGCAAUAGCAUAUUCUCCUCCAUUUCAUCUGUUUGCAACAAAACAAAACCGUGGGCCCUUCCAGGCUGUCACUAUUUUCGGGUGAGAUUUAAUCACAUACCAGCAAAUUUGGGUGGUUGCAGUUAAAGCUGAUCCAGAGCUCUUGCGUAACGAAACCUGCUGUGCCCCUAAAGUGAUGGUGAAAUGCACUGGAAUGUAUGGGGUGACAAUUGCUUGACACACAGUUGUAUAACCCACCCACAAACUUAGUGCAAACAAAUCAAGAUGAAUGCUUAGGUUGUCUGGAAGUGUUCCCAAUUAUAUAUGAUGUUCAAUUUCAAGAUUUCUAAAAAAACACAGGGUGACGCAUGUAGGGAUUUGGGGGAGAAAUUCAAAUUUAUGCCUGUUUAAAGUCAAACAUACCUGAUUCACUCUUUCCGAAACAAUACGAGAAUGGAAACAUGGGCAUCCUUCAAAAUUUGCACUUCUCUGAAAUUUGCAAUGUUGUCCUCUAGCCAAGUAAUGUGUACAAAAAUACGUAGACUGAGGUAAAGUGUGCAAAUAACUGCGCUAGUGAAAAUAACAUACAACAAUGCAUUGUUUCAGAGAAAAUUGCUUUGCAAAAACACUGGUGAAUUUCAUGAGGACUUUUUUUUUUAAUUAAUCACAAACUAAAGUGGAAAUGUGCAGAACUGUACUUAAAAUCAAGAAAAUGAGAAACUGAGAAAAAGGUGAAAUUGAUAAAUUCACCCAGCCCUAAUCACAUGGCGAUGCUGGAAAGUUAAGCAUAUUUACAAGAGUUAAGAACAUCAAGAAGUUUGCAAUGUUCCAUUUCCUUUGGGGCAGUUUUAUGGCUGAGGUCUUUUGUGACUUGCGUUGUUGGUGAGGAUGCUUUAACUCAGCUGUCUCAAACCUUGACUCCUCCAAAUGCUUUGCCUUAUAAUGUCAGUUGGGGCACCAGGUCUGGAAACAAUUUUUAAAUGUUUCGCUGCUUUAUAUACUUUUGAGUAUAUUGCACACUGCUCUGGGAUUAUUUUAAUGAAGAGUGAGAUAAGAGAUCUUUUAAACAGAUAAAUAAACAAAUGUCAAGCAGCAUUUUCCAAAGUGCCCCUAAAAUGUAUUUCUAACUUUGGAUUUGAAUUUUUGAAAACCUAACCAAAAGCUGGAUUUGAGCAAGGUUUUAUUACAACCCUAAUCUUAAUGUGUUGCCUGCUGCAAGGAUUCUACCAGGACGGUUUGCAUUCUGCAUAGGGAUUGCCUGCAAAUGCACACAACUCCUGACAUGGCAUUAGACACAGUAUUAAAACUCCUUAUAACAUCAGUUUUAAAAUAUCAAAGUUUCUAGACCUUGUGAACAUCAUGAUAGGCUUGAAGACAUGAGGGCAGUGCCUAGUGAAACUCUCCACAGUGGAGUUUCAGUAGGAAUCUCAAUGGCUGGGGGUUAGGAAUUCAGUUCCUGCUAGACUCCUUCCUUGCGUAGCUGCUUGGACAAUCUCAUAUUCUAUUUUGUUCGGGUGGAAGAGGAUUCAGUACUUAGUAACAGACAUUUUAGGGACAUGGGUGGCACUAUGGAUUAAACCACAGAGCCUAGGGCUUGCUGAUCAGAAGGUCAGCAGUUCAAAUCCCUGCGACGGGGUGAGCUCCCGUUGCUGGGUCCCUGCUCCUGCCAACUUAGCAGUUCGAAAGCACAUCAAAGUGCAAAUAGAUAAAUAGGUACCGCUCCAGCAGGAAGGUAAAUGGCGUUUCCAUGUGCUGCUCUGGUUCGCCAGAAGCGGCUUAGUCAUGCUGGCCACAUGACCCGGAAGUUGUACGCCAGCUCCCUCGGCCAAUAAAGCGAGAUGAGCGCCACAACCCCAGAGUCGGCCAUGACUGGACCUAAUGGUCAGGGGUCCCUUUACCGUUUAACAGACAUUUUAUUUUUGUAAAAAAAUCCUAAGACCAACAGGACUAGAAACUUGUAAAAUAAUUUGUAUAUUCUCUCAGUGCAAAUCAAAACAUGUAGCAUGUGCAUGUACACAUCUGUGUCUGAGGGCCCUGGGGAAAGGGUUUACACUUCCUCAUCAUUUCUGGCUACAUUCCUAUCUGAUUUGCGAGCGAAACUGGCUAUAACAAGGAUAUUUAUUUUCCUUAGCAUAUGUCUCGGAGGAUGUUCCAAUCUCAGGAGGGAGGAUUGUGUUACAGGAUGGAUAUGCCGUGGCCAAGCUCCGUUAUUUCAGCAUUCUUGAAUCAUUUCGGUUCUGGGGGCGUUUAAUCCUUUUAAAAGGGGGCCUCCAAUGAGAUUGCAAGAAGCCAUCAUCUGCAGAACAGAUUUAGUGUGGAAGCUUAAGUGGAUAGACAGAUAUGAAUACUGUCUCUGCUACACGCUUCCCUCUUGUUAUACUUGAGAAGUUAUGCCAGGAGUUUCAGGGCGGGGGGGGGGGGCGGAGAGGGGAAACAUCCACUCGAUUUUCCAAUAAGUUAGAGCAGGGAGAGCCAACUUCCUAAAAGUGCAGUCUGCUACGUCCUCCCCGGCCAAGAUACUCGGGGAACAGACCCUCUCUGGUGAUGACGUCACUGUCCCGAGAAAACAGCCUAAGAGGGUAUGGGUGGUUUUUUUCCGGGUGCUCCAUUAGAAGCCCUAUUUAUUGAGCAUUCAUCCAGAUUUGCUUACACAAAGCUUACAUGGAGGUUAGACUUUGGUCUUUAUUGAGCUUUCACUCUAAUUUGUUUUUUUGGGGGUGCGGUUAUACGACGUGUGGCAAUCACCCUCCAUUCAUCCUUAUUUGUGGGUGGAGUGUUUAUACGUCUUCCCGUUAAUCCUUCCAUUCAUCCCACGCUUUCCGGGGCGGUUACCCAUCACAGCUGUAUCCAACUAAAUUCUAAUCAGAGUAGACCCACUGAGAUGAAUUUACCCAUAUUAAUCACAUCUAUUAACUUUGUCAGAAUGUAAGAAGGGCUUGUUGGAUUGGGCCAAUGGCCCAUCUAGUCCAGCCUCCUGUUUUUUCAGUGGCCAAGCAGAUCCCUGCAAAGUCUCAAGAGUCUCAAGGUCAGGCUCCUGUUGAUAGACAUGUCCUCCUUUUCCACCAGUUGUUCCAUGCAGGAAGAUUAAACAUUCACUCAGACCAGAGGGGCACCACCUGAAUGCAUCCAAUCUGACUGGGACUCAGAUCCCCACGAGGAACCAGUUCUGUCCCUGGAGGAUGGAUGCAACACAGCGAUGCCUCCUGGCUUCCUUCAUCCUUCUCGGAGUGGCAGGCAUUUUCGGUGAGCAUCAAAGAUGAAAUUUUUAUUAUUUUGUUUUGUUUUAGCUAUCCAGGUCUAAGAAUGGUCUUCUUCAUGCAGCAUUUGCAUGCCCUGGAAGGACCAUCAGAAAAAAGCUCUGUUGGGUCAGACUAAAGGUCCACCAAGAAUUGUGCUGGGCCAAAACUUGCUCUCAAAUUUCCUGAAUGAAUGAUGCUUCUGGUUUUUUUUGCAUCUCAUUAGCAGGGCAUUUGAGAAGUCCUUUAUAACUUUGGUGGCUGUGAAGUAUAGAGCUUACCUUAAUGUUGCCAGGCGACCAGGCUGACCUGCCCAUGAGGCAGUAGCAGGCUGGGGACGGCUGGGAGUAGCAGGCUGGGGACGGCUGGGAGUUGUGGCAGAUCCAGCCCCCAAAGAGCAUGCCGCUCUCUGCCUCCUUUGCUGCUACCCCGCUUGCUCCUUCCUGUAUCAGCCCCACCUCCUUCAACAUGCCAGGGCUUCCCCUGGCUGUCUCCACUUGCCUAAGGCAGCAAUGGAAGUGCGGCAGGGGGUGGAGGGAGGAAGCAGCGGCAGAGGUGCAAUUUUCUGUUUUGCCUCAAGUGGCAAAGUGGCCUGGCCCUGCAGGUGGCCAAGGAUGGCAUGUGUUUUUCUUCCCAGUAAACAUUUCCCUCACACUUUGCAGCCUCCCUGGCUGCCUCUUGAUCUGAAAAAGCCCCAAUGGAGGAGUUGCCUCAGGGGGCAAACUGUUGCACAGGAGUCCAGGGAGACUUGUUUGCCAAGGCCAGAGAUCGGUGUGCUUGCAGACCUUGCUUUUAAGGAAAGUCAUUCCUUGUACCUUAAAAUAAAAUUCUGCAGGGAUUUCUUCAAAAGUGAAAAAGUAAAUGUGUUACUUGAGAACAAAAAGAGGUGCCCAGCAGGGAGUAGGAAUUCCCAGCCCAGGAUGCCAUGGGAUUUUCAGGAAACACCUGGGAAGGCUGUGGCGUGCAGACCAAUAAAAGGUACUCCUUGGUCACCUCAACAUAUAUUUAAAGGCCCCCCCCCAAUGAAUCCUGGGAAUUGUAGUUUGCCACUCAUGGAUCUAUAAUUCCCAGUACCCUUAGCAAAUUACAGUUCCUGGGGUUCUUUGGGGGGGGGCUUUAAAUGUACUGUGUAUGCACAGCCUAAAUGUAAGGGGGACACACACUAUUAAAUUAUUUUCACAUUCAGUUUCUUUAUAUUUUAUUUACAUACUUACUUACUUGUCACAUUUAUAUGCCACCUAAGGAGCUCGAAAAUACAUGGUUCUCGCCUCCAUUUUUAUCUCACAGCAACUCUGUGAGGUAGGUUAGGCUGAGAGAUCAUAGGAGCCAAGGUCCCUUCACCCACCCCAUAUAAUAUUUGUGGGGGCCGGGGGCAUUUGCCAUUCAAAUGGUGUUUGUGUGCUGCGUCUCAUGAUAGAUUAUUCAGGGCGGGGCUUACCUGCCUCCCCCCCCCCAAAUUUUAUUCAAGUUGACAUCCCUGUGACUUACCCAUGAGGACUUAAAUCCCCCCAACCAAAAAACUGAUGUGGAGAGAAUGGAACUCAAGACUGGGGGGAAAAAUGAGAAUGUGAGAAACCCAAACGGACAGAUUUGCUUGUCUUUUGCUUACACACACCUGCCUUCCCCUUGGGAAUGGCUGUGGUGGGUGGGUUAGGAAAGCUGCCCCCACCCUCAGAUCUAUGGCCUAAGGCAGUUGCCUCACUUUGCCUAACAGUAGGACCGGCCUUGAUGGAGUUGUGCUGGGAAUAGGAUGGGCCGAUUGCUUCUCUGUGGGCUGAAUUUCUGGCCUCCCCUGCGUGCCCCAACAACCUUGCUUGCCUUCCUCAGCGGAGGAUGUGUCUGAGGGGGCGGGAGGCGGGUUUGUCGUGGUUUCAACUCUGCAAGAGCUUCUGCUCAACAGCCCGCGCAGACAGCUGCCGCUUGGCACACUCAAGUGGAAACCGAAUUUGACAGGGAACAGACACAAAACCUUUUGUUUCCAAUCCCCAAACCAGCUGCUCUCUUGCCCCACAGGCUGGGUCGGCUGCCAUAAAACGAACCACUACACCAACGGCAGGCACCGUGAACAUUUGUUCUUUUGAAAACGCAUCUCGCACAGAGGCGCUGCCCCCCGCAUAGCAAUGAACCAGAGGUCCCAUCUACAUUGUGUGUUGACAGCACUUUAAACCUCCGUGGCUUUCCCAAAAGAAUCCUGGGAGUUGCAGUUUGUACAGGGUGCUGGCGGCUACAAUUCCCAGAGUGGUUUUUAGCACUCCCUCUUCCCAGCGAACUCUGGGAAUUGUGGCUCUGUGAGAGGAAUAGGGGGUGUCUCUUAACAACUCCCAGCACCCUUAACAAACUACAGCUCCCAGAACACUUUGGGACAAGACAUGACUGUUAAACAUGCAGGUGGGACUUCAGGUUCAUUGCUAUGCAAGGACAUAUUAUUCAUCUGGUGCCUUCAUUAUACAGUGGUACCUCGGGUUACAUACGCUUCAGGUUACAUACGCUUCAGGUUGCAGACUCCGCUAACCCAGAAAUAGUGCUUCAGGUUAAGAACUUUGCUUCAGGAUGAGAACAGAAAUUGUGCUCCGGCGGCGUGGCAGCAGCAGGAGGCCCCAUUAGCUAAAGUGGUGCUUCAGCUUAAGAACAGUUUCAGGUUAAAUACAGACCUCUGGAACGAAUUAAGUACUUAACCCGAGGUACCACUGUAUAUCUGUUCAACCAGGCCUUUGGCUGAUUAACAUCAGCCUUUUAAACGUGUUCGUGGGAGGGGAGUAUUAUUUUGUUGUCUUUGUUUUAACUAUUAAUUGUGCUUUUACCAUGUACUUUUAAUCUUGUGAACCACCCUAAGAUCUUGUGAUGAAGGAUGGUAUCUAAAUCUAAUAAAUGAUGAUAAUAAUAAUUGUGUGAGAUGCAUUUCACGCUAUUGUGUAACCCUCUGAGUAAUCAAGAAAACCUAAUGUGUAAUCAAAUCAGGGUGAACACUCAGUAAAUAGGUCAUCUAUGAUAUUAUUUUCAAAUCACAUUUUUACCUCACCUUUCCUCUAAGGAGCUCAAGGUGGUUCUCCUCCUUCUCCAUUUUAUCCACCCAAGAACCCUGUGAGGUAGGCGAGGCAAAGAGAAGAGAAAGUGGCUGGCCUAAGGUCACUCAGCAAGCUUUGAGGCUGAUGGAGGGUUUGGCCUCUGGUCUCACAAGUCCCAUGACCCUAACCACUAUACCACACUGCUCCGAAGUCCUUUCUUCAGUGCUGGCAACGGGAUCACAUCCUUCCUUGCAGUUAAGGGCAAGCAGUGCCAGGGACUCUACCUCCACAGGAAGGAAUUAGAAGAGGAGUUUAGCUUCAGCCAAGUCUGUGCAGCGACAAGCAAGCCGAGCCUACAGAACCACAAAGGGAGGUUGUAUCAGCCAGUCAUUUCCUCUCUUAACUUUCUGGAUUUUUCAUUUUCAUUCGAAUCGUCAUCUGGCUUCCUUUUAGAGUCUGGGAGUUGUUUCCCUUCCUCCCCUUAAUGCCUAAUGUCUUGUAUAGCACAAAAAAAAAUGGGAAAAGGUCUGCAGCAGACUAUACAAUUUUGCUCUUGCACCACGUUGCCAAAUGCUCACAAGCACCCCCUCGCCUCUCCUUUGCACGCACAUCUAUUGUGUGUGUGUGUGUGUGUGUAUGCAGAGAGCUCCACUUGGCAGCUGUUGUUACAGCUGUGAGGCUGCCCAACACUGUGGCCAAUAAGGCUUCUAGCAACAGAGAUGGCAGCAGAAUUGGGGCAGGGGAUGGGGCAAUCUUUCCACCCUGACACCUGCAGAGUGUCACCUUUGCAGGCCAGGCAGGGCCCAGAAGGGUCAGGAGAACACCACAAAUGUGAAGUCUUGGUGCCUGGGGGGUGGGGCAGGCACUGCCUCUGGGUGGAGGUCAUGGGAGGACAGCACUUUGGGGUGCUCCUUUGAAGAAUCUGGGUUGGCAUCUCAGAGACUCUGCUGUGUGGAGGACAGGAAGAGGAGCAGCAGCUGGAAUAUAUUAUCGAUAUGGCUAUAUUGAACAUGUCAUUUUAAUACCUUAGAUCGUACAGUGGUACCUUGGUUCUCAAACGUAAUCCUUUCCAGGAGUCCGUUCGACUCCUGGAAUGGUUCGAAAACCAAGGCGUGGCUUCCAAUUGACCACAGGAGCUUCCUGCAGUCAAUCGGAAGCCACAUCGGACGUUCGGCUUCUGAAAAACGUUCGCAAACAGGAACACUCACUUCCAGGUUUGUGGCAUUCAGGAGCCAAUUUGCCCGGGAGCCAAGCCAUUCGACUACCAAGGUACCACUGUACUUCUGCUGUUUUGUGUCAUAAGCCACUUUUGGUUAGAACAGAAUAGAAAAACGUUUAAAUGUUAAAUUGAAUCUAAAUGGCUAGUUGAAUCUAGAGCAGGGGUCAGCAACCUAAGGCCCAUGGGCCAGAAGUGGCCCGCGGAGAUCGUUUGACCAGCCCAUAAGCUGUCCCCAAACUAAGCUGCGCGCUUGCGCGCUGCGCUAAACCUAUGCAGUGCAGCGCGGGGACCCACUUCCACGGCGCUGAAAAUUGUGUCUGCUCACGCGCAGAUGCCAAAAAUCACUCGCACACAUGCACAAUCCGGCCCACAGAGGGAUCUCCGUGGGACUGAUCCGGCCCAGGCAAGAUAAACCCUGCUGACCCCUGGUCUAGCGGGUCAAAUAUGUCUCUCCAUUUCCCCCAUAUCCUGUUUUUUCCCCUUCUGUUUAGAGAGUAACAUGGGCAACUAAAAAUUGAGAUCCGAGACAGUGAGCACUUUCAGGCAGGGAUCCCCCCCCCAAAAAAAACCCCUUUCCAUGUUCUCUAUAAAGAAGCCUGUGCACUGAUGCCAUUAUAUUAAGGGAGUCGAUUUCUGGCUCUUUUUGGCUCUAACUAAGGCUCUGUUUGAGGCAGGGCUGAGUCCCAGAACCUAUUUAGGAUGCUUUGGAAUAUGUGAACCUAUGGACAUGUACAAGGGAUCCUUAGUAGGGCUGGAAAGAAAUUUUAUUCAGGUUGCAUUUCAAGGGAAACCUGUAUGAACUUUCUGAAACAAUCCGUGAACCAAAAUUUGCGCUUCUCCCAGUUUUGCAGUGUAAUUCUCCAGCCGCAGAAUGUGUACAAAUGUGCACAUGCUAGGGCAGGGUGUGCACAUAAUGUUUAUAUUAUAGUGAGCAGAAAAAUCAUACUAAAAUUGUAGCAUUGUAGAGUUGGAAGGGACCCCGUGGAUCAUCUAGUCCACCUGCAAUGCAGGAAUAUAAAGCUCUCCAAUACGGGAAUCAAACCUGCAACCAUGGCAGCACCACCCUCUAACCAACUGAGCUAUCCAGGCUGAGCCCUAGGUAUUAUACUAGGGAACACUGCUUUGCAAAAAUGUGUAUAUAAGGAGAGAUUGCACCUACAAAUAUGUACAUUAGGAGAGACUGGUAUUAAAAUGCUGGUGAAUUUUCAUCAGGACAUGAAACAAAACAUUGCAAACUAAUGUGGAAACGUAGAGACCUGAACUUAAGGCUGGAAAAAAAUGAGAAACUUUGAGAAACAAAAAUUUGAAAGGUUCACCCAUUCCUACACUGAGUAACCACAGUGUCUCUACACAUCAGGAAUUGAAGCGGACAUGCACAUACAAAAUUCCAGCAUCACAAGGAGCAUUGAGGACUCCCAGUAUGUAUUCUCUAGAAACUAAUAGCUGGGUAUAAUAGAAUUUAUGCUACUGUUAUCACUUCAAUAUGUUAUUUUCUCCAGCUGGUUUGAUUAUGUUUUUCUCCUGACUUUUCUCUCCCUGAGGCGAGCGAGUUCUAAAGCAAUCAGUCAGCAGGAUCAAGCCAGGACAGAAACUGUACAACCCUCUGAUCAAACGCGGUCCAGACAGUAAGUCAUUUCCCAUCUCUAGUAGUUUUGUUUUAGGAAAGAGGGAGGAUGUCUCGGACUUUGCCAUUCCUUUAAAAAAAGAGAAUGAUUUAAUUUACAACAGAUCCAACCAGUUUGUCUCCACGACUUUCUUCAGUAAUGGAAAACAUACUAAGUAAGUCCUGCCACUGCUGAACAACUUUUGGCGAGCAGCAAAAGAGAAUCGGCCUGGCUGCGUUUGCUGGACAGCGAAAGUCAAACAUAGAACCGCAGCCCAUUUCAAGGCCGGUCCUGCCAAUAGGCAGAGAAGGCAGCCUCCUCAGGCAGUAUAUGCUGGACUGGCGUAAGGAGCGGUGGCAGCACCUGGUCCAUUUAUUCCUCGUGAGAACAGAAAGGGAGCCUUUCUAGAUCAUGCCCAAAGCCCACCUUAGUCAAGCAUUCAGUAGCUACAAAAAGGUUUGGUGGGGGGUGAGCAUAGGUCAAAGCUUAGCCAUGGUAAUUGCUAUCAUUUCCCAGCACCCAGAAAGUUGGAACUCCCUGUCUAUUGACAUCUGGUGGGUACCUUCACUGUGCUCUUUUGGAAUGCCUGCUAAAACGUUUUUGAUUAGGCAAGCCUUUCCAGAUAUGUGUACGGUGGAACCUCGUGUUACAUACCGUCCUCCUUACGAAUGCUUCAGUUAACGAGCUCCGCUAACCUGGAAGUACAUGCCCCUAGUUGCGAACUUUGCCCCAGGAUGCGAGCGGAAGUCGCGCGCCGGCGGUGCGGCAGCAGCAGGAGGCCCCAUUAGCUAAAACGCUCCUCAUGUUAAGAACGGUUUCGGCUUAAGAAUGGACCUCUGGAACGAACUAAGUUCGUAACCAGAGGUACCACUGUAAUGUUGAUAUGCUUUAAUCUGGUUUUUAGCUUAUCGUUGAUGUUACUUAUUUUUAGAGCAGUGUUUCCCAAACGUGGCUCUCCAGCUGCUUUUAGACUACGGGUCCGAUCACUCCUGACCACUGCUCUUGCUAGCCAGGGAUAAUGGGGAUUGUAGUCCGAAAGCAGCUGGAGAUCCAAGUUUGGGAAACACUGUUUUCAGAGAUUUUAAAUUGUUGUUUUUAACUGUGUUUUACGGGUAAUUUAGUUGUUUUAUUCUUUUUUGUAAACUGCUGUGAGGUUGUGGGUUGCUUUUUUUAAGUAAUCAAAUGCUAUAUACCGUAUUUUUUGCUCUAUAAGACUCACUUUUUCCCUCCUAAAAAGUAAGGGGAAAUGUGUGUGCGUCUUAUGGAGCGAAUGCAGGCUGCACAGCUAUCCCAGAAGCCAGAACAGCAAGAGGGAUUGCUGCUUUCACUGCGCAGCAAUCCCUCUUGCUGUUCUGGCUUCUGAGAUUCAGAAUAUUUUUUUCUUGUUUUCCUCCUCCAAAAACUAGGUGCGUCUUGUGGUCUGGUGCGUCUUAUAGAGUGAAAAAUACGUAAAUAAAAUAAAAAUUGAGGAUUGUGGGGCAGAGAGUGAAAGAGAGUGGCUUACCAAAAGGGUCUAUGGCACAAGCGAGGUUCAAACCAAGGACUUUCUGAUCCAUAGAUCAGUCUCUUCGUCAGUAUACAAUACCACUUUCACUAUGUAAAGUGAUUCUGAAUAUGUCUAAGAGCAAGUGGAGGAACCGGGGAAGCUGGCUUAUGAAGCCUGACCAUCGGUCCAUCUAGCUGAUUAUUGUCUGCACUGAUUAGCAGUGGUUCUCCAGGAUUUCAGGCAGAGGACAUUCCCAGCCCUAUCUGUAGAGGUCAGAAAUGGAACCUGGGACCUUCUGCAUGCAAAGCAGAUGCUCUAACACUGAGCCCUUCCCUGCAAACUUUCCAGUUUACAUUGGAUUAAGAAAAUAGAAAAUGAAAGCUGAGUAGACAGUUAACCAAUCAAAGGGGUGAAGAGAAGGAGGGGACAAAUUAAAACAGAGCUGAAUUAUAUACAUACUAGCUAAAAACAGCUUUUUGGAGUUAGAUGAGAUCCUGCAAGGCUGUGUCAUAUGAAACCUCAUUUAAGAGACUAUAGGUCCAUCUGGCUCCACAUUAUCUACACUGACUGGCAGUGACCAGGGCCUCAGGCAGAAGACAUUCCCAGGUGACAUACCUGGAGAUGCAAGGAUCUCAACCAAGGAUGAGGAGCUUCUGUCUGCAAAGCAGAUGUCUCAGCACUUAGCUAUGGUCCUCCCAUCAGUGUCUUUUCCAAAUCAUGUUUUCCAUCUUGCUAAGCUAGGGGGUUUGUUAAUUCUAAACAAUAAAACUGAUGGAAGACAAGAAGGUUUCCAGGUACGUGAGAGGCACCCUGCAUCCUUCUCUGUUAUCCAGGCAAUGUGAGAUGGACCACUUGGUUUAACAUUGACCACCCUGGAGGCAAUGGGGAUUACGAGCGCACAGAUGCCAUCCGCUUCUACUAUCGGGACAGGUUGUGUCCCAGGCCCAUCCGCAUCGAAGCCCGAACGACAGACUGGAUCCCUGCCGCCAACACAGGCCAGGUGGUUCACUCCAAUGCUCAGGAGGGAUUCUGGUGCCUGAACAAGGAGCAGCCUGCAGGGCAAACAUGCUUGAAUUAUGCUGUGCGUUUCCUGUGCCCCAGAGGUAAGUGCUCACCUGAUGAAGAGAGCACAGCAGAGGUUAUAUUUUCUGAGAAUCCUCCAGAAAAACAAUCUCUCAAAGGACCUGUUGAUGGCAUUUUACCAUUGUACUGUUGAGAGUGUAUUAACUUAUGGUCUGUGUGUGUGGUUUGGGAGCUGCACCGUCAGGGAAAAAACAAUGCUGUCCAGGGUUGUAAAGACUGCAGAGAGAAUAAUUGGGUGCACUCUUCCUACUUUGGAUCAAAUCUAUGCUUCCAGGUGUCAUAAGAAAGCUGCAGAGAUAGUGCAGUGUGCACCCCGGAAAUGAUCUCUUUCAGCUUCUGCCUUCUGGAAGAAGGAACAGGGUUAUAAAGACUAGGACUAGCCGCCUGAGAAACAAUUUCUACCCAAAUGUGGUUUUGGUUUUAAACGCAGUAUAAGGUUGUCUCCAUGGGAGUAUAUUGUAUUUAAUUAUGGGGUAUCAGAGUUUUUAGGGGGUUAACCAGGCUGGGAUAGCUAGGCUAGCAGGCUUGUUGGUUUUUGAAUGUCUGUAGAUUUUUUUCAGUUUCAUUGUUCUGUAUGGGUCAAUGACAAUAACGAUUAUCGUAUUGUAUCAUAUAAGAAGGGCCUGGUCACUGGAUCAGGCUAGAUGUAGUCCAACAUCCUGUUCUCACAGUGACCAACCAGAGGCCCAGUGGCAGGAACUGGCUGCAACAUCAUUCUCCCCGCUUGUGAUUCUCAACAACUGGUAUUCAACAGUAGAGGCAGGCAGAGCAUAGCCACCAUUAGCGUUACCCUCCAGGAAUUUGUCUAAUCCUCUUUUAUGUUGGGGUGUGAAUAGAUGCUAGGAGAGGCUACAUUUAUUAGAUAUUAUCCUUCCUUCCUCAUGUUUGUGAGUUCAGCAGAGUGCCAUCCCUUUGCAACUUAAAAGGGAAGCAUAGAUAGGCUAGUUUUUUACUUUUAGUUUAAGCAAUCCAGGAUGCUUUAAGGCAGACUGGAUUCUCCUAGUAUUUCCCCCUUAAAACAAUAAUUGCACAAAGUCUUGUAAAAAGGUAAAAAUGACAUUUACUCACUCAGAAUGCUUGUUGGAGAGUAACAGAUACAGCAGCUUUGUUCGGACUUUGUUCAGGCUUAAAAUGGUAAUUCUGUUAGAAAGACAUACUUUAGCCUAGCUUAAGAUGGUGUCUGAACAUUGGAGCUCAAAUGCAGCAAAUGUUCUCAAAUUUCUGGCUUGGUAGAAAGUGACAAAGAAGAUGAUAUGCCUAGGCUGGUAGGAAAAUAUGUAUAGCUCAGGGCACAGAGUUCUCUCUAGCAAACUUACAGGAAAACUCUGUGAGAUUCAGCUCCUAACAUGUGCCUGUCUAGCAAAACAUGAAUUGAUGGUUUGACUGCACUUUAAAUACCCCCAUUUUAAAGCCACCCAAGUGGAUGGGCAUGACUGGGAGAUUUCCUAGUGAGGGUCUUUGCACAAGCAGGUUUUGCCCAAGGAGAAAGUAGUCUUCCUUGGAAAGAUUUAUGGCCAAGAUAUGCUCGAGAAGAUGAGGUAGAGAAGGCUAAUUCUAUUAUUCACUAAAAGCACUCUUUUUAAAAAAGAAAGAAAUCACUGUAAGAGAAAGGCCCCAAUUGUUUUAUUUUGGACGCAUGAGGCCAGACCUCAGUAACACAGCGACAAUCUUGUUGCCAGACACUUUACCUCAAGAUUCCAAAAUGUUAUGGUCUUCGUGGUCAACAUGGAGUGAAUGUUCUGCAAAAUGUGAACAAGAUGGUGUCCAGACUCGGACCAGGACCUGCCUUGCAGAAAGCCUUCAGGAGCCACACUGCAAAGAAGUGAGCGAGGAAGGGCGACGCUGUGCUGGACCUCCUUGCUCAGGUGCCCCCAUAAAAUUCUAAGACUGUGUUAUGGGUCAACUGUACUUGCAUAUUACCCCCCCACACACACACCUCAAACUCUUACCCCCACAAUGCCUUGUCUAGCAUCUUGCUUGAUGAAGAGAACUCAAAAGCUUGUCACAAUUUUGUGAGAGUUUGGUUGGUCCUUAACCAACAAGAGGUGUUGUGGUCUGGGGUUGAAGACCCAUUGCUGUUUCGGCAACUGGGUCCCAGAAGGGUCCCUCCCUCCAGCAUACUGGGGUCACCCAACUGGCACGAAAGGGGAGCUUCUUGGCCACUGAGAUGAAGUCUUCCCACCCUUUCUGCUGAUUGGAACCAAUCAGAGUUAAAGGAGGUGAGCCAGCCACUGAGGAUUGGCUCCAAGGGUCACUCUAGAGAAAGAGAGUGGGAAGAUCACCGAGGAGCCAUUGUUUUUAUGUUCCAAAGCUAAGCAUUUAUGAACACUGAAAACACAAGGUGCUUCCGUUUCAAGGGAAUGGUAUGCAAGUUCUGUUAUAUACAAUGGAACUUCAAGGAAACAUAAAUUAAGUCAGGCAGAAAGAAUAUAUUGGAGGACUCCAAAUCAUUUGCCCGCAUUAUGUCAACAGAAAAUAGAUCUUGAUGAAAUGCAACCAAUGGAGAUCUGCAUUGAUUGUUGUAAUGCAACAAAUAUUAUUGUUGUAGAAUUAUAGCCAUAUUGUAUAUUCUCAGAAUUUUGUAUAGUCUUAGAAGGGGGCAUGGCUGUGAGGAGGUAUGGCUGUGUUUGUCAUGGAAGGACCCUGCACGUCUGAAUUUGCCACUACACUACUGCUAACAAAGGCAUUGCCUAACUGUGGAUUUUGGAGGAAAGACUGAUGACGACUGUGGUCCUUUCAGCUCUGUCUAGGGAUGGGAGGGAAAUUCAAUUCAGUUCACUUUUAAAGGGGAAUCUAUCAAAUUCUCACUUUCUCAAACAAUAUGAGAACCGAAAUACAGCCACCCAAAAUUCACACUUGUCAGAAUUUUACAGUGUGGUUCUCCAGUGACUGUUUACUAUUAAUAUUAAUAAUAAUAAUAAUAAUAAUAAUAAUAAUUUUGUUAUUAUUGUUGUUGUUAUUAAAUUUAUAUCCCACCCAUCUGGCUGGGUUUCCCCAGCCACUCUGGGUGACUUACAACAUAUAUAAAAAUACAACAAAACACCAAACAUUAAAAAACAAAAUAUCCUAUACCAGCAACCAACAAACCAAUAAAUCAAUAGAAACCAAUAUAACAAUAAUAACAAACAGUUUACAGUUAUACCCAAAUUAAAAUAACCACAACCUUAACUAAACAUUUAACUAACACCAAUCUGACAAAAACAAAAGAGGAACCAAAAUUAGAACCAUUUAAAACAUUUUAGCCAGUUGCCCCAACCCUAGAGUUGUUCCAGCAUUGUCCCAGGAGCCUCUUUUAGCUGUUCAAGGUGAGUCUGGGCUCCACCCCCUAGGCCAGGUGGAAAUGAGCCCUGUAGCAAGAAGCAGUCUUCCUUCCAGCACUCAUUGCAUCAAAUACAAAUAUUAGUGGAAAGUGUGUGUAAAAAUGAACACAUUAGUAAAACACAUUUUUACAAUCCUUGCAAAAAUGUGUACAUUAGUCAGUAAACUGCAAGUAAAAAUGUGUUUAUUAGGAUAAUUCUUUUCUUCCUUCUUUUGGGGUUGUCUCCAACACCAGUCAUACUUAGAGUAGACUUACUGAAAUUAAUGGACACACCUAACUUAGAUCCAUAAUUUAAGUAGGUCUGUAACUUCAUUGGAUACAACCCUUAAUUGUGCUGGUUUCAGAGAAGACCGUGUACACACCAUACAUUUAAAGCAUAUGUGGUCCCCCAAAGAAUCUUGGGAGCUGUAGUUCACCCCUCACAGAGCUGCAAUGCCAAGCAGCCUUAACAAACUACAGUUCCCAGCGUUCUUUGGGGAGUACUGUGUUCUGUGUGCAAGCUGUGUACGUAGUCAAAUAAAAAAAUGAUGUGAUGUGUCAUAACUGGCUGUUUUCUCCAUCCCUCAGUUUGCAACAUGACCUGCUCCAUGGGCCAUGUGAAUGCUGAAUGUGACACCUGCAUGUGCGAGGAACACCUGCUUCGUGGCAAAGUCUCCUUGCAAGGUGGUGGCCCUGCAGUCGGUGCGGCCGUCUCCUUGCAAACCAAGCCGACAAAACUAUUGACAGUGACUGACAGCAAUGGGGAGUUUCAGGUUCCUGGCGUGUGCCUUGAUGGCAAAACCGCCUUGCAGAUCAAAAAGCCCAAUUACAAAACAGCUUUGGUCAUCGUCCCCGAGAGUUCCGGACGUUCCUCAUCAGUCCACAUCCACUUGGAAAGAGCAGGUAAACAAAGUCUGUUAACAAGCAACUUUGGUGCAAACUGUUCAAAGGGAUGGGAGCCACACUCUUGUUACCUGCCACACACCUGAGCUCACAUAUGACAUCGAGGGUGGAGCAGGUGGCUGUAGUUUGGGGGGAAAUGGCCUUGUGGGUUUAAUUAGGUUGGCAGGCCUGAGGUUCUCCAGGUCUGGAUCAAACACAGGAAAUGGUAAAUCCAGCUAUGUAAGCCAACUCAGUGAGGAAUAUUUUCUGCCCCUAGAAAAACCGUACAUGGUGACGCAUCCCGAGAGCAAAGCCAGGAGAGAGGGACAAAGUGUUUCUUUCUGUUGUCAGGCUGUUGGAGACCCGGUACCUGACCGAUACUUUUGGUAAGUCCUUAAAGUUCACACAGGCAAAGUGUGUUCCUUAAUAGGUUAUAAAAACUGCAUAAAGCUAUAAUUAAGUCAUUACACUAAUGCCACAGUCUUUAUUUCAUUAAGCUCCCACUGACAUUAGUUUUGUUCUAAAGCAGCAAAUGUAACCACGUGAAGCGGCACCUUUUACAUUACAUGGAAUUGAAUGUUGUGACUCCCCAACAUGGUUUUGGGGCUGUUAAAGGAACACAAAGCAACCUGCAAAAGGAGGGAUGUUUUCUGUCCCAAAAUCAACAUUAGCUGCUACCCGCCUUGGUGCUUCUGACGUGUGUAGUUAUAAAAGUAAUUGCCCAUGUGGAAAAUUGCAGAUGGGAAAGCUUUUGGAGGGGGGAAAUUGUGAGCCCAGAACAUAUGGAGCCUCCUAAUAGCACUAGAAUAAACAAUUCUUUAAAUAGGGUGGUGUUCAGCCAAGAUCUAAUCAGCGUAAACCACUAAAAUUGGUUGAAACGAAGAUCAUGGCCACUGGGCCCAUCGCCUCCUGGCAAAUAGAAGGGGAAGAAAUGGAGGCAGUGAGAUAUUUUACUUUCUUGGUCUUCAUGAUCACUGCAGAUUGUGACAGCAGUCACGAAAUUAAAAGAUGCCUGUUCCUUGGGAGAAAGGCGAUGGCAAACCUAGACAGCAUCUUAAAAAGCAGAGACAUCACCUUGCCAACAAAGGUCCGUAUAGUUAAAGCCAUGGUUUUCCCAGUAGUGAUGUAUGGAAGUGAGAGCUGGACCAUCAAGAAGGCUGAUUGCCAAAGAAUUUAUGCUUUUGAAUUAUGAUGCUGUAGGAGAGAGUCCCAUGGACUGCAAGAAGAUCAAACCUCUCCAUUCUGAAGGAAAUCAGCCCUGAGUGCUCACUGGAAGGACAGAUCAUGAAGCUGAGGCUUCAAUACUUUGGCCAAGAAGACUCCCUGGAAAAGACCCUGAUGUUGGGAAAGAUGGAGGGCACAAGGAGAAGGGGACAACAGAGGAUGAGAUGGUUGGAUAGUUUUCUCGAAGCUACCAGCAUGAGUUUGACCAAACUGCGGGAGGCAGUGGAAGGCAGGAGUGCCUGGCAUGCUCUGGUCCAUGGGGUUACGAAGAGUCAGACACGACUAAACGACUAAACAACAAACUCAGUUCCGUUCAUUUCAAUGGGUUUAGUCUGAGUAAAGCCUAGCUGAAUACCAACCACAAUAUUUAUUGACAAUGACAAUUUUUAAUCCCGCUUUUUAGCAAAAGAGAGAGAGACUUGCAGAGUGGCUUGCAAGUCAGUUAAAAGGCUUACAAAAAAACAAAAACACAGUGCAAAAGGAAAAUGGAUUGGGAGGGAGGAAGAGAUAGGCAAACUCAUCUACAAGUUGAAAGGUUACAAAUUGUUCUGAUGUCCAGCUGGGAUGAAAAAGUUCAGGAAGAGGAGGCAACAGAAGUUGAUGUGCUGAUGGAGCAGUCCUGCUUCUUUCUCUUCACGCAUCUGCUGCUGCCUGGUGGAAUGACUGCUGCCAGGUGGCAACUGAUGGAGGGAGGAGUCUGGGUGAUGAACCCAUCACCUGUCUUGUUUGUCCCAAACACUUGGUUCUUAGAGGUAUACUGCUAAUUUCUUCACAUUAUUUAUCUACUAUAUAUUUUGGAAUGUUGUUUGUUUGUUCGCUAUUCAUAGCGAUACUGCUUAAGACACCCUAACCAAAUUUUGCACAAUGGUUCUUCCGAUCAGGAAGCAGCUUUUUAUGUUUGGAUGCAAUUGGACGCCAUUUUGAAUCACAAUGGCAGACCCGACCUUUCAAAACUGCACUGAUCUUUUGGGUUUCUUAGAAUUCCUGAGCAACGCCGAGUACGAGGCUGCUAUUGAUUCGAUAAACUUUUAUCACAGAUCUCCCAUUAGCUUUCCAUUGCCAGGGUGGGGAAAGGGAAAUCAUCAAGACAGCAGACCUGGAAAAUCCACAAAAGCAAAGAGAGGUAGAAAAAUGUUAUGUACUGAAGUUCUCACCAUGGGCCAGCAGGGGGAUACUGUAGAUAGUUCAGGUCCACAUAUGCAAAUAAGGGAUCGAAAGUGACGUUCAGUGAUUGGAUAAUUACAGAAAAUGGUUACUGUUGCGUUCUAGUGGAGCUCUAUAUAAGCAGGCUGGCUGAACCCUUCAGUUCAGUUCUGUUCUGGCCUGUGAAUAAACAAGAGCUGUUUGAAGAAUCGCUGUGUUGUCUGAUAUGUUCACCCACAACUUAACAAAAAAAUAUAUCUCUUUGAUUCUAAGCCUUGAGUCUUCCCUUUCUGAAAAUACUACAGGUACCAUAACGAAACCUUGCUAGACCCUUCGCUCUAUAAGUACAAAAGCAACCUGGUGAUAAAGAACUUGAAAAUGGACCAAGCUGGAGAGUAUUUUUGCAAGACCAGCAAUGAUGCAGGAUCUGUGAAGUCCCGAGCAGCCACACUUUCUCUAACAGGUAAGAAGCCAUUUUUGGAGGGGCAGGGAGGCAGAAGUGGUGGUGGACUUCAAAUCUUCCCUAUUCCUUACUUAUAGUGUAUGGAAGCAAGUGGGGCAGUCCCAGUGCACACCCACACCACAGAGUGGAAGUGGGACUGGACCGCUUGGAGGGUCCCCCCCCCCACUCCAAUUAAGCAGUACAGUUGUACCUUGGUUCUCAAAUUUAAACCGCUCCGGGAGUCCGUUCGACUCUCGAAAUGGUUUGAAAACCAAGGCGCAGCUUCCGAUUGGCUACAGGAGCUUCGAAUGUUUGACUACCAUGGUACCACUGUAUAUACAUUUUAUAAGAUAAAUUAAUUAAUUAAUUCAAGCAAUGGAAAUUGCCUUCAUGAGGCAAGAAAGGAUGCGUGGAUUUCUAUAGUUUGUGUUGAUUUCACAGAUGUCCAUUCAGAAGUCUGUUCAAUUCCCCCUUUCACACGUUGUUGCCAUUUUUAAAAAAACCUACACAACAUUAUUUUAUCUUAGUGUAUGCAUUUCUAAAUGCAUAUCCUAAACAAUAUUUUUUUAAAAAUUAUUUUGGCAUCUAUUUAUUUUUUAGGAGGCAACUGUUUUGCAAAAAAACAAAGUAGUGCCAUCUCAGCUUUUUUUAAAAAUGAAAAAAGGUAUCUGAAAAGCAGCUGCAAAUAUUCUGCCUCUAUUUUAUACCUGACAUCUAUAGGGUAAAAACUGUUGCUCAGCUGAACUUGGAACAAAUGAAACAUUUAGAAACAGGAGAGAAGGAUGGAGGGAAGCAAAUUGGAGUUCUAUGGCGCCAUAGCAGCUAGGCCCCAUGGCAAACAGACCUGAAGUAGGUGCCCCUUUUGUAAUCUGGCUGCCAAGCUGCACUCAUGAUGGGACAGCUGUUCUCUCCAUCUAUAAUGUCCAGGACUCAGUCUAUGUCUCUCAGUCUCUCCUAUGCUGGCAAUUUGUAAAAACUGUUGUCCCCACCACCACCUCUCGUGCCAUUUGGCUACUUGCAAGGAUUGGUGAAGCUGUCAAAUUUCAGUUUCUCAUUUUCCCAACCUUAAGUUCAAUUCUCCAACAUUUCCACAUUAGUUUGCUUGAAAACAACGACAGCAAGUUCAUGAAAAUCCAUCAUUUUUAUGCGGCUUUUUCCUAAUGCACACAUUUUUUUAUGCAAUUUGCCUAAUAUAUAGUGUGUUACGAUGUGCUGUUUUGACAAAUGUGUGCAUUGUUAUGUACACUUUUCCCUAGCUGGUGCAUUUUUUUGGUACACAUUACGUGGCCAGAGAACUGCAAAUUUCAGAAAAGCGUGAAUUUUGAAGGAGUGCUGUGUUUGGGUUUGCUUAUCAUUUGGAGAGUGCGAAUUACGCAGGUUUGCCUUUAAAUGCAAACUGAGUUGAAUUUCACCAGCUUAGCUCUGUUGGUAAGAAUGCGGUGCUGAUAACGCCAAGGUUCGAUCCCCAAAUGGAUUGCAGCUGCACAUUCCUGCAUUGCAGGGGUUGGAUUAAAUGACCUUUGGGGUCCCUUCCAACGUUACAAUUUGAUGACUCUCCCCCAUUGCUAGCUACUUUCCAGAGAAAAGUUCUUCACUCAAUGGACACCCAUGUCAUUAGUAUCCUGUGUUAUUCGGCCCUUAGUUACAUGGGUUCAGAACUCUCACUUUUUGGCUUGAACAACAUUCCUGCAUAAGGGAAGACCCUGAACUCUCACAGAAAUGGCUGCACAAGAAACUAACAUAUGAAAUCUAUUUCAACAGCAAAGAAUGAAGCUCCUUGCAACCCAAGGCCUGAGAGCUAUCUCAUCCGGCUGCCACACGACUGCUUCCAAAACUCAACAGGCUCCUUCUACUAUGACGUUGGCAGAUGCCCAUCCAGUGCCUGCUUUGGGAUGUUGGAUAACGGCCUCCGCUGCAAAGAUGUUGCCGCUUACUGCUGUGGGGUCUCCAGAAUGGAGACACGAGAAUUAACCUGUUCCGGGUACACACUUCCCAUCAAAGUGAAUGUGAGGUGCGGCUGUCAGAAGUGCAUUGAAGCCAAGGUGACGGUGCGAGGAAGAGCCGUGGCUUCCGACACGCAAGAGCCCAUGAGGUUCGGCCAUAUAUACAUGGGGAAUAACAGGGUGAGCAUGACCGGCUAUAAGGGAACCUUCUCCAUUCAAGUGGCACCCAACACAGAGAGGCUGGUCCUCACGUUCGUCGAUCGCCUUCAGAAGUUUGUGAACACAACCAAGGUGCUGCCUUUCAACAAAAACGGCGGGACCGUCUUCCACGAGAUCAAGAUGUUAAGGAAGAAUCCACCCGUCACGCUGGAGUCGACAGAGACCAGUGUGAUACCUCUGGGAGUUAUGGAGGGAGACGACCCGAUAGCCGAACUGGAAAUUCCCCCCAAUACGUUCUAUAGACAGAACGGAGAACUCUAUGCUGGGAAGGUGAAAGCCAGUGUGACCUUCUUGGACCCAAGGAAUGUCUCUAGUGCAGCCAUAGCACAAAGCGACUUGAACUUUGUAGACGACGAAGGCGACAUGCUCCCUCUGCGGACGUAUGGCAUGUUUUCCAUGGAUUUCACGGAUGAAACCUCCGCCGAAACCCUCAACGCAGGGAAAGUGAAAGUCCACCUAGACUCCGCUCAGGUGAGGAUGCCAGAACAUCUGAAGGGAAUGAAGCUCUGGUCUCUGAACCCCCAGACAGGCUUAUGGGAAGAAGAAGGAGACUUCCAGCUCGACCAGAGAAGGCGCAGCAAGCGAGAAGAACGGACAUUUCUGGUAGGCAACAUGGAGAUAAGGGAAAGGAGGCUUUUCAACCUUGACGUCCCAGAGAGCAGGCGGUGCUAUAUCAAGGUGCGCACUUACAGAAGCGAAAGGUACAUGCCCAGUGAACAAGUUACGGGGGUGGUGGUUUCCGUUAUCAACAUGGAGCCCACACCAGGCUACUCAACCAAUCCUAGAGCAUGGGGCCGCUUUGACAGCGCUGUCACUGGCUCCAAUGGCGUUUGUGUGCCCGCUUUCUGCGAUGACCAAAACCCAGAUGCCUACAGCGCUUACAUCAUGGCGAGCCUCGGAGGGGAGGAGCUUGAAGCUGUCCCCUCAUCUCCAAGGCUUAGUCCUACUGCUGUUGGAGUCCCGCAGCCGUAUCUCAAUAAGCUGAAGUACCGGCGGACGGACCACGUGGAUCGUAACGUGAAGAAGACCGCUUUCAGCAUCAGCGUGGCAAAGCCCACUCCGAACGCCGCCGAAGAGAGCAAUGGCCCCAUAUACCCUUACGAGAAACUUCGAGAAUGCGAAGUGGCUCCACAUAGUGCCGCUCACUUCAGGUUUUACAGGGUAGAAGGAGACAGGUAUGACUACAACACAGUUCCUUUCAACGAGGAUGACCCCAUGAACUGGACAGAAGACUACUUGGCCUGGUGGCCUAAGCCGAUGGAAUUUAGGGCUUGCUACGUCAAGGUGAGGAUCAACGGACCCCUGGAGGUGAAUGUGAGGUCUCGCAACAUGGGGGGCACGCACCCACGGACAGUUGGCCAGCUGUACGGCAUCAGAGAUGUCCGUAGCAUCCGUGACCAAGAGCGACCCAACAUUUCAGCAGCGUGCCUGGAAUUCAAGUGCAGCGGCAUGUUGUAUGACCAGGAACGUGUUGAUCGGACACUGGUGAAAAUCAUCCCACAAGGGAACUGCUACCGGGAGAGUGUCAGCAGCACACUUCAUGAGUAUCUGGUGAACCACCUUCCCGUCGCGGUCAACAACGACUCCAGUCAGUACACCAUGUUGGCACCUCUUGACCCUCUUGGUCACAACUAUGGGAUCUACACAGUUACAGACCAGGAUCCCAGGACAGCCAAGGAGAUAGCUCUGGGAAGGUGCUUCGACGGAACAUCUGACGGUUCCUCGAGAAUUAUGAAGACCAACGUGGGCAUAGCGCUCACUUUCAAUUGUCAAGAGAGAGAUGCGCAACAGCAAAGCUUGUUCCAAUCCCUGCGCAAUGUGCCGAACAGGUACCCGGUGAGCCCUCUCAGAGGGAGGGUAGGGGUAAGAAGGUCAAGCGAAAGCCGUGUUGGUCAGAUCAGGGGGAAGGGCAACCCCUUUGACAGAGUUCCUCAAAGAACCCAAUAAGAUCUUAUAAUCCAACGCGAUCCAGCGCGCACACACAUCAAUUUUGGGGACAGCAUCACAUGGACGAUAGUACAGCAUUUUUUUAAAACACUGAUUUAUGUGGGGAAGCCUCUACCCAUAUGAAGUUCCUUGAGUCCUUCAACACCUUUUACUAACAUUCAGAUCUCAUCCUAGGAAUGCAGUGAAAUCCUUAACAAGAUAAAUAGCAAGCACUUGAUUAGAACAUCUGAUAAAACCACAUUGGCUGCCUCUGGCUUAAGCAGUAGCACCUCUCAGUGAAGUACUGUCUGAAGAGACCUCCGGGUAUAAGACGGUAUAUAAAUUCAAUAAAUAAAUAAUAAAAAAAGAAGAGUGUAUGCAGGACAGACCAGGAUGCACCAACAAGAAGGCCCUUCUCUCACUGAUGUGCUCCAAUCCCCCCACCACUUCCUUCCACCUGGAUUAAAUUUUGCAUACCUCUUAAAAAGGGAAUGAAUAUUUGCAGGUAAGCUAGCCUCAGCCCAUAUGCUUCAGCCCAAAUUCUGCAUCACUGGCAAAUCCUUUCUUUGAAAUUUUAGAACUUACAACAUUUAAUCAAUACCAGUACUGAAGAUUCCCUCUUUGAGGAAGGUUGCAUUUUAAGAGUCUCUGACCAAAUGCAGCUGAAGAGUUAACACCUAAUCUAUGUAAUUAUGAUCUUGUUUUUCAGAAGAAUGUUUAAAACUGUAAAAAAAUGUUCUCUGCAAGGGUGGAAGAAGCUAUAUCGAAUAUUUUUUAAAAAUGUACAUAAAUUCUUUUUCUGAUAAGUGGCUUUGGCAGCCCCAUUAACAAAUGAUAAAUAAAAAGGAAGCUAUUCCUUCAUAUUGAAUCUACAGUAACUGUAAGACUCUGUAAAUGUGAACAAUGAUAUUUAUUUCUGUAUUUGCUCUGC